This is a messenger RNA of Microbotryum saponariae, 1126 nucleotides long. The record is from the annotation of a GenBank genome assembly. NCBI's taxonomy places the organism in Eukaryota, Fungi, Basidiomycota, Microbotryomycetes, Microbotryales, Microbotryaceae.
AUGUUCGCCCGGAUAGCCAGUCGGAGUCCAAGGGGUGAGUCCUGCACCGUAUUUCACCAGAGCACAGUUUCGUCUCCACCUCCUUGACCUAGCACGUCCUCAACCGAAUCGAUCUACUCUCCCCCUUUCGCAGUCCUCGCCUCCACCUCCACGUCCACGUCCACUCUUCUACUCCCCACCACCUCCCACCCCCAUCCGCUCCACUCCCACCCCUUCUCCAGCACCUCCCACGCCUGCGAAUCCAAACGACUCCGCAAAGCCCGUCUGGUUCGCAAAGCGCACAUCGAGAAGAAAGCGCUCCUGGUCCAAUCCCACCUCCAGAACCAACCCGAUCCCGUCCUCGGCUACAACAAGAAGAUCGGCGGUGAAAUUUGGGAACGUUGUCUGUUGAAACGGACCUUGUUGGAUAGGGAGGUGUUGUGGGAAGCGGUCAAGCGGGGGGCCGCAGAGGAGGAGGAGGACGAGGGUAAAGAGCGCAAGCAGGAGCGGGCGACCGUCGAACGGCAUUACAACUUUGGACUGAACGAACAGGACGUACACGUGCUCAGUCAAUCGCUCCCCCAUGUGUCGAUGAUGCGCGACGUCGUCACUGCGUCAGGUCGCUUGGCGUCGCAAGAAUUGAACGAGAACCGGUUGGCCAAGGCCGAGGAGAGGGAGAUCGACAAGAAGGACAAGUUGAUGAGGAUAUUGGAUCUGGGCAAUGCGGACAGUAAAGGCAUCCAAGUGGAGAAUGUGAGGAGGAUCGUCAAGGCGUUUGGCAAGGACGAGAACGAUACGGGUAGUCCAGAGGUCGUCGGUGCGUUUCACCGCUCUUGCACAUCUUGGCGUCGUUCCGAGAUGGGGACUCACUCUUCAACGUUUGCUUUCACUGUCCCCAGCUGCCAUUCUCACCGCCCGUAUCCACUCCCUCUUGACGCAUCUCAUCUCGCAACCGCGCGAUAUCCACAACCGAAGAUCGCUCCGAGCCAUGAUCCAAGACCGCGCCAAGGUGCUCAAGUACCUCAAAGUGACGGACGUGAGGAGGUACGAAGACUGCUUGCUCAAUAUUGGAGUCGAACCGAGGGCUGUCGAAGGGGAGGUCGUCAUUACCAAAAAGGCGUUGAGGGAGUUGAUUAGGGGCGAGUAG